AUGGAAAUAAACCUGACCAUCUUCCUCCUCUUCUCCUCCUUCAUCUUCCUCCUCAUCAAACUCUUAAGAACCCCUGAAUCCCCCACGAAAACCCAUAAACUUCCCCCGAGCCCCCCAAAGCUCCCCAUCAUCGGCCACCUCCACCUCUUGGUCGGCAGCCUACCCCACCACGCCCUCCGCCGCGUGACCCAGAAAUACGGCCCCGUCCUCCGCCUCUCGCUGGGCCAGGUCGAGACUGUCGUAAUCUCUUCCCGUGAGGCCGCCCAGCAAGCCCUCAAGACCCACGACCCGGCCUGCGCUGACCGACCCCAAAGCAUCGGGACCCAGAUCAUGUGGUACAACUACACCGACAUCGCCUUCAGCCCGUACAGCGACUACUGGCGCCAGAUGCGCAAGAUAUGCAUCCUCGAGCUCCUUAGCGCCCGCAAUGUGAAAUCCUUCGGGUCAAUCCGCCAAGACGAGGUCGACCGUCUCGUCGGGUUUGAGCUGGCGGACCUAUUCCCAUCAUUCAAGCUGCUGCACGUGCUGUGCUGGAACAAGUACAAGCUGCUGAGCAUGAGAAGGGAGGUCGACCAGAUUCUGGACUGGUUCCUAGACGAGCACAGGCGGCAGAAGAGUGGGGAGUUUGGUGGGGAGGAUAUUGUGGAUGUGUUGCUCAGGAUGCAGAGGAAUGAGGAGCUCCAGUUCCCGAUUACCGACGACAAUAUUAAAGCCAUCAUAUUUGACAUGUUCUCUGCGGGAACCGAUACAUCGUCCACCACCAUUGACUGGGCCAUGGCUGAACUGAUGAGAAACCCACGAGUGAUGGCCAAAGUGCAGGCCGAGAUACGAGAGGCUUUCACAGGAAAGAUGACUAUCCAAGAAACCGACGUUCAAGCUCUCAUAUACCUCAAACUAGUGAUCAAGGAGACUUUAAGACUGCACCCUCCGACCCCACUGCUCCCCCGAGCAUGCAGAGACGACUGCAAGGUUGACGGCUACACCAUCCCGCUCAGGUCCAAGAUCAUCGUCAACACAUGGGCCAUGGGCCGGGAUCCCGAGUACUGGGCUGAGCCCGAUAGCUUCAUGCCCGAGAGAUUCGAAAACAGUUCGGUGGAUUUCCUUGGGAAUAACUUCGAGUUCAUCCCUUUCGGGGCGGGUCGGAGGAUUUGCCCUGGGAUGAACUUCGGGCUGGCAAAUGUAGAACUGCCGUUGGCUCAGCUUUUGUACCAUUUUGACUGGAGGAUGCCUGAGGGUAUGAGGGCCCAUGAGAUAGACAUGACCGAAUCUGGGGGGCUUACCGUCGCCAGAAAGAAUGGCCUGUUUUUGGUUCCCACAGUUCCCAAUUAA
Messenger RNA from Striga hermonthica, 1329 nucleotides. The record is from the annotation of a GenBank genome assembly. NCBI's taxonomy places the organism in Eukaryota, Viridiplantae, Streptophyta, Magnoliopsida, Lamiales, Orobanchaceae.